Molecule: messenger RNA, 1551 nt
Organism: Xenopus laevis (African clawed frog)
Lineage: Eukaryota; Metazoa; Chordata; Amphibia; Anura; Pipidae
Gene: dok5.L
Product: docking protein 5 L homeolog
Exons: 8
Coding region: 328-1248 (306 amino acids)
Biological process (GO): cell surface receptor protein tyrosine kinase signaling pathway
Cellular component (GO): cytoplasm
Source: RefSeq, a predicted model, not a curated record
CACACACACUACUUGCUGCUUGUGCACAGUGGGUCGGCCUCUUCUCCCUGGGAAGCGUCUACCCCUGCAUUAAAGCAUCUCUCCUCUGAAUGGUAUAUUCCAGCGUGCAGCCAACUCAAACUGUCAGCUGAUGCUGCUCCUGCUCUCUCCUCCUUACUUAGAUUCCUUCUUUCAGUGCAGCUCUCACUUUCUCUUCAAAAGUGGAUUAACAGGCAGCUGGGCAUGCUGAUGUGCCUUCUUCACCUUCUCACCUCUUGGGGCUUAUUUUAUUCUCUUCAACUUUCCUCUUCUCCCUCACUCCGCUGACUUCGUCUGCCGGUCCCGGAGAUGGGUUCCAAUUUUAAUGACAUUGUGAAGCAGGGUUAUGUCAAGAUCAGGAGCAGGCGUCUUGGUAUUUAUCAGAGAUGUUGGUUAGUGUUCAAGAAAGCGUCGAGUAAAGGGCCGAAGAGGUUGGAAAAGUUUUCCGAUGAGCGGGCGGCUUACUUUCGAUGCUACCAUAAGGUCACAGAACUCAAUAAUGUGAAAAAUGUGCUUCGGCUCCCCAAAACCACGAAGAAGCACGCUGUAGGCAUAUUUUUCACAGACGACACCUCAAAAACCUUCGCCUGCGAAUCCGAACUUGAAGCUGACGAAUGGUGCAAGGUUUUGCAUACAGAAUGUUUGGGAACAAGGAUAAAUGAUAUCAGUCUAGGAGAACCUGAUUUAUUGGCCACUGGUGUGGAAAGAGAGCAAAAUGAGAGAUUCAAUGUUUAUUUGAUGCCGUCCCCUAAUUUAGACAUCCACGGGGAAUGCACGCUGCAGAUAACGUUCGAGAAUAUCUGCCUAUGGGACAUUCAGAAUCCCAGGAUGAAGCUGGUGUCGUGGCCCCUGAGUUCACUUCGGAGGUACGGCAGGGACCCGGCGUGGUUCACUUUUGAAGCUGGCAGGAUGUGUGACACAGGGGAGGGACUGUUUAUCUUCCAGACCAGAGAGGGUGAAGCCAUCUAUCACAAGGUUCACUCAUCGGCCUUGGCAAUUGCAGAGCAACAUGAGCGGCUGCUUCAGAGUGUCAAGAAUUCCAUGCUUCAGAUGAGAAUGAGUGAACGGACAGUUUCUCUGAACACCAUGGUGCCCCUGCCACGUAGCGCUUAUUGGAAGCACAUAACAAGGCAACACAGCGUAGGACAACUUUAUAGUCUGCAAGACCUCACUAAUCCUCAGAAACUUCACCGAACGGACACUUUUCCUACUUACAGAUCGGAGCACUGAUAGAGACUUUCAAGGAACUCAAUGACACAAACUAUUUUGGCUGGGAUUUCUUGACUUCAACAACGGAGCAGAUCUUUCUACCCACUGAUGCAAUUUUUAUAUCUUCACUAAAAAUAUGUGCUUUGUAGACAUUUGAGGAAACGUUGGUUUCACAUUUGACCAUAUGAACUGGACAAUGAAAUGUUUCUUUUUUUUUUUUAAAUCUGAAGUGUCCAUCUGCAAAUCUAUGUGUCUGUCCAUUGUGGUUUGGUGUGACUUUGAUUCCUGAGUGAUAUCAAUUAAAUUGUAUUUUUUUUUUGUUAA